CGAACUACGAUACUUGUCGUUAUCCUCCUCCCCCCCUUUUCUCUCCUCCGUAAAAUAAAUCCGGCCUCCAAAAUACCGCAAUCAUGGCCGUGGAUACGGAACCGUUCCUUCAUCUGGCGCGACCUUUGGCACCGACGACUCUGCAUUUCCAGAGCCAUCUUUCCCCGCUCUCCGUUAACAUCCUACCACAAGCCAUCCUUUCCGUCCUCGACCAUGCCACCCGCCGCGAUAUCAGCCCCGCGCCGACGAGCUCCUCCCGCGUCAUCGGCGCGCUGGUCGGCACCCGGUCCGAAGAUGGAGGCGAGGCCAUCGUAGCCUCGUCGUUUGCCAUCCCCCAUACCGAGAACGAGGACCAGGUCGAAGUCGACGUUGAGUACCAGAAGAACAUGCUGUCGCUGCACCUGCGCGCCCACCCCCGAGAGGUCCUGCUCGGCUGGUACACCACCUCCCACGAGCUCAACUCCUUCAGCGCCCUCAUCCAGAACUUCUUCGCUAGCCCCGAGACCGGCACUUUCCCCCACCCGGCCAUCCACCUCACCGUCUCCGCCGAGCCCGGUACCCCCGUCCGCACCCGCGCCUACAUCUCUGCUCCCAUCGCUGUCAAUGCCGAGCGCGCCUCCGAGUCUUGCCUCUUCAUCCAGGUGCCCCACCGCAUCGCCUAUAACGACGCCGAGCGUUCUGCUCUCGACCUGAUCUCGAGCGCGCGGGACACCGAGGCGCGCGCCGCCCCCGUCAUCUCCGACAUCGAGUCGCUGACCCGCAGCCUGGAACACGCGCAGGACCUGCUCGACCGGGUAUCCGACUACGUAAGCGGAGUCAUCGACGAGGAGAACGAGCCUAACAACGCUCUGGGCCAGUACCUGAUGGAGGCGCUGUCUCUAGCGCCCAAGGUCGACCCCACGAGGGUCGAGUCCGACUUCAACAACCACAUCCAGGACGUGCUGAUGGUCAGCUACCUGGCCAACAGCAUCCGCACCCAGAUCGACCUCAGCCAGCGCCUAGCCACGGCCAUACUAGCCACCGACGAGGGCGGUAAGACCGACAGCAAGGACGACAGCAAGGAGGGUGGGGACCGCAGGGGUGAACGGGGCGAGAGAGGCCGAGGCGGCAAGAGAGGCGGCCGCGGCGGUGGCAGAGGCGGCGGCCAGCGAGAGCCGCGUGAGCCUCGCGAGAACGGCGAGUGAAGCUCGUACACGCCCCCAAACCUAGAAGCCAAGUAAUGAAUAGACGAGAUGUAGGUCCUACGUUGUGACGGGCUGGGCUUAUCAUGUACUCUAUUAGCGUUGUUAAGAGAAGCGAGGCGGUGGCAAAAAGGGAAAAAAAUCUAGUAUGGAUGGUCCUAAGAACGAUGGUGAUGGUGGUGGUGGUGGUGGUGGUAGUAGAAGUAGUAGGAUCAAAAGGGGCCGUCAGUGCGGCGUCUACCUACCGCAUAUACAAACGCAUACGCAUUGGCAAGGGGCGAUGAAAAAGGGUCGCGAAGCAACUUGUGAAAGAUGCGCAAGUCGUCGUCCUAGGCGUUCGCGUCCGGUUACUUGGGGGAUAUCUUCAGUCUUUAUUUAGAAAGGGAAAAUGCUAUUGCAGCAAUGAAAAACAAGAUUCUGAAACUCCUCACUAGUAAUUAUUAUUUAUUCCCCUACACGGCAAAACACCAUCACACGCAUAACUCUAUUGACUCGUAGAA
This is a messenger RNA of Daldinia vernicosa, 1681 nucleotides long. Its product is annotated as Mov34-domain-containing protein. The transcript has 2 exons. Gene Ontology annotation, cellular component: eukaryotic translation initiation factor 3 complex, eIF3m. Gene Ontology annotation, biological process: translational initiation. The coding region runs from base 84 to 1184 and encodes 366 amino acids. Lineage: Eukaryota; Fungi; Ascomycota; Sordariomycetes; Xylariales; Hypoxylaceae. The record is from RefSeq and is a predicted model, not a curated record. Gene Ontology annotation, molecular function: translation initiation factor binding; translation initiation factor activity; metallopeptidase activity.